AUGUCAAAAACAAAAAAUACUCAAAUAAAUGUAAUUCCUUCAAAUGAAGUAAAUAUCAGACUUAUUGGAAAUUCUUCAGCUUAUGAGAAAUCUGUAUUAGCUAAUAAUGAAAAAGAUCAUAAAGGUAACCAGAGACAAUUGGUUAUCAUAGAUAAACCAGACACACCUAAAGAUAUUGCUCUUCAUGCCAUUACGGGAGGACUUAAAUCAUAUGUAAUGGCGCACGGCAUUCGUGGUGGUGUGAAUUUCCUAUUAAAUUUAUUAACAGUAUUCCGGAAAAGGAAAGGAUCUAUAUAUAAGAUAUAUAAGGCGUUCCUCCAUGGAUUUUUCGGAAAGGACGCCGUGCGAUUUGGUGUAUCAUUUGGUGGAUUUUCGUUUUUAUGGAAGCUUAUCAAUAAUGGGUUGCGAUAUGUCAGAAAGAAAGACGAUCAUUGGAAUGGAUUUGUUGCAGGUUCCAUUGCUGGAAUUUCCAUAUUGGCGGAAAAACGAGAGAGACGAAUCUCUAUCGCGCAACAGUUAUUUGUUCGCGCGUUACAAGCUCUUUACAAUGCGGGCCACGCGCGUGAAUAUUUUCGAAUCCCUCAUGGAGACGCCUUACUUUUUAUCUUAACGACUGCACAAGUUCUUUAUGCUUAUACGAUGCGACCUAACACCAUACCAAAAGACUUUUUGAACUUUAUGAUAAUAACAGCACGCGUUCCAAAGAAAACAUUGGAUAUGAAUUUCAACUUGAGACGAGGCUUGCCUUUGAAUAAAGAAGAAGCGAUUAACCUUGUUAAAUCAUUAAAAGGAACGAAAAAUGCACUCGAGGUAGCCUACAAUUUACCUCCGCGACCAGUUUCAAUUCCUUGCGAACUAGUACAUCCGAAAUUUGAUUCAUGUGUAUAUACAAACAUUGAACGAUUUUAUCAAGUUUUUCGAAGAAUUGCACCAGUAUACGCCACACUUAAUUUCGUUCCAAUGAUAGCAUUCAAAUUCCAGCAACUUGCCAAAGAUCCCACGGCACUUAUUCAAAAAAGUACCUUCAACACGAUACGAUCAAGCACCUUUCUAGCCACUUUCGUAGCAAGUUACCAGUCUCACAUAUGCCUUCAUCGUAAUAUCAUCAAAUAUUUCAAUGUAAAGUGGGAUUCUAAAUAUUUAUACUGGUGGGCCGGAUUUAGUUCAGCACUCGCCAUUUUCAUUGAACAUAAAAACCGAAGGGCAGAUUUAGCUUUAUACGUAUUACCAAAGGCCGCAGAAUCUUGGUACAAGAUCAUGUGUCAAAAAAAUUGGAUAUUUGAAUUACAUCGAACGGCAGAUGUAUGGUUCUUUUCCGUGGCCAUGGGUAUAAUCAUGACUGCAUAUCAACACGAACCUGAGUCCUUAAGUCCAAUGAUGCAACUUGGAGAACAAAUACCUACUCUAAUGUUGGAACAAUAUGAUACAGAAAAAAGUUUAAAGAAUUUGACCAUAAAGGAACGUUUGAAAUGGUAUCAAAAGCAAAAAAAAUAUACAACUGAUAAAGUGUUGUGUUACGGGUUGUUUGUUUUCGGAUUUUUUUGUAAUCGCAUUAAUGGGAAUUACGAUGAAUUCUCCACCAAGGAUCCAAAAAAAGAAUGUACAUUACAGUCAUGUGAUCACGAUCCUCAUUCCGAUUAUACGGUCAUACGAUCAAUGAGAGAAGAACGAUGGAUUUAUACCGCGUCAUUUUUUUGUACGGAAUUGAUGCUCUUCAUUGAAGAAUAUCAAUUUUUAAAAAGAAGAAUCCUUAGAUAUUAUUAUUAUGAAUCUAUCGAAAUCGAUAAUCUUUUGUUAAACGACAAUGCAGCGAUUUCUCAAGAUAUUUGUACACCUUGGGAUGUAUGUGAUCCUGGAUCUUCUUUACUCAUAGAUGAGAAGAUGCUACGAGAUAUUCGAUUCUCAACGAGGGUAGAAAUGGAGGUAUCACCAGUGACGGUAUCAAUUCACGAUACUUUGAUGAGAUGCUUACCAGUUAACGUGAUAGAUUCAACGGUACGAAACGUUACCGCAAAAGUCAAUACGGAAGAUUAUAGAUUAGAAACCGCGAAAGAAGAAGUAUUAUAUUUGUUAUAUGGACCGGACAUGAGAUGUGAAGUCGUUUAUGGACAGGACGAAAAGAAUCCCCUAUGUUUCUGUGUAGAAGACGUUAAACGAAGGUUAAAGACCAUGUGUCUGGUAAUUGAUGGCGAUGAAGCAAUGCGAUGCGAUCACAUUUCGUCAAUUUUGCAUGCAUCAAAUCUCAAUGUAAGAAAUAUAUUGGAAAUUAAUGUUGGAUUAUUGGAAAAUCGAGUAAAGAUUGACACGUCACCAGAUUAUUCCCAAUCUAAUUUCACGCAUGUUACACCUUAUAAAAAUAUUCAUGGCUAG
Funneliformis mosseae is the source of this 2370-nucleotide messenger RNA. NCBI's taxonomy places the organism in Eukaryota, Fungi, Glomeromycota, Glomeromycetes, Glomerales, Glomeraceae. The record is from the annotation of a GenBank genome assembly.